GGAAGCGAUCUUCCUUUGUGUGACGUCACUUCCUCUCCUCGGCUUGCAGCGUGUUAAAAAGGACCAUGGCCAUGGAGACGGAGGACUACCCUCAGGAGAUCGACGAGCAGCUCACGAGCUUCGACUCUUCAACCACUUCAGUGAAAACCAUGUUGGAGCAGCUGAUGUCCAUGAACAAGGGAGACCUGGAGAAGCUGGAUCCUUUGGAUCAAGCCAAACUGGACCUGGUGUCCGCUUACACCCUGAAUUCAUUAUUCUGGAUGUACUUGGUCACAAAAGGAGUGAAUCCCAGGGAACAUGGAAUCCAGCAGGAACUGGAGCGAAUAAGGACGCACAUCAACCGAGUGAAGGAGAUCAGCGACAGGAAGAAAGCCGCUCGUCUGGAUAAGGGGGCGGCGGCCCGGUUCCUCAGGAACGCUCUUUAUGAUGCAGAUGAGAAAGAUUCCAGAAAGAAAGCAGUGUACAAGAAAAUGUCCGGGGCAGCAUCUGACAGCCCGAGGUUCAGGCGUCCGAACAAGAGGUGAAGAGAGGAGGAGUGGUACGGUCUGGUUCCAUCACGGGUCGUACCACUGUCUGGGCAUCGAACACUUGAUGUGUUGGGUCGCUCACCAGCAAGGAUCCUACGAUGGAGUCAGAUCGUUGUUCUCCUGCAGCGCUCAGUGAAUGUUGCAAACACAACAUCCAGGUUAUCUGAACACAUUUAUGGACAAUGAUCCACGCAGCUGCUCUAGAAGUUCAAUGGAUAUGAUGGUGUAAUAUUUUUGUAGUGUUACAUCAUCACUGAGUUGUGUAUGUGGAGUUCUCUUAACAGUUUUAUUUGAAAAGGCAGUAAAUCAUUAACUAGGUCCAUGCAGGUAUGGAAAUAUCAUCUUAAAUUGUGUUUCUUUUAUACGAAGGAGAAAUGUUCAUCAUACCUCUGUAUUUUCAAAGUGAUUCUAUGAAUCAUGAGUCACGUUUAACCAGUUUUUACACCCAUGUUUUUUCAAUCUAAAUUCUGAUAAACUGUCAGUAAUGUAUUUUGUUUAAAAUGGACUUUUGCUCAAAAAUACAAAUAAAAACCUGAGGUUUGA
Molecule: messenger RNA, 1070 nt
Organism: Limanda limanda (common dab)
Lineage: Eukaryota; Metazoa; Chordata; Actinopteri; Pleuronectiformes; Pleuronectidae
Gene: c1d
Product: C1D nuclear receptor corepressor
Exons: 5
Coding region: 66-524 (152 amino acids)
Biological process (GO): regulation of gene expression; maturation of 5.8S rRNA
Cellular component (GO): exosome (RNase complex); nucleolus
Molecular function (GO): RNA binding; DNA binding
Source: RefSeq, a predicted model, not a curated record